Phytophthora nicotianae INRA-310 is the source of this 2631-nucleotide messenger RNA. RefSeq lists its product as hypothetical. The record is from RefSeq and is a predicted model, not a curated record. The transcript has a single exon. The coding region runs from base 1 to 2475 and encodes 824 amino acids. Gene Ontology annotation, molecular function: protein-containing complex binding. NCBI's taxonomy places the organism in Eukaryota, Oomycota, Peronosporomycetes, Peronosporales, Peronosporaceae.
AUGCGUGUGGCUCACCACCUCGUUGAGUGGGUCCGCUAUUCACGUUACUCUCAUUUACUGGGAAUCGCACAGCUCAUGUGGUUGGUGCUACUCAUUGCGCACUAUAUGGCGUGCUUAUGGCACGUUGUAGCUGGUCACCACACCGGAAAUCAGGGAGAGAUGUCCAUAGGGGAGCAAUAUAUGGCCGACUACUACUACGCUGUUAGUCUCAUCCAGGGACAAGGCAACGGUAGUGGCACAUGGGAGGAAAACAUGUACUCUUCCGUCGCUAUCAUCAUCGGAUCUGUUAUUGUGGCUAUUGUGUUUGGCAACGUCGCCAUGCUCGUAUCCAAUUUCAACGCCAACGAAACCAAUUAUCAUCGCAAGAUGGAGGCUGUGUAUGCUACGAUGGACAAGAUGGGUCUGCCUUUGGAGCUUCGUGCACGCGUCAAUGAAUACUACACACACGUGUGGUUGGAAUAUGAGGCAUUGGACGGGAGUAUUAACAAGUUCCAGCAGGAACUGACACAUACUCUUCGUAUAGAGAUCGGACUGUAUAAAUUUAUGAACUUGGUCGUGAAGAUCCCCUUCUGGGAGGACUGUACGCCCGAUUUCCUAACGCAGAUCGUGCUGAAUCUCGGUGUUCGGGUGUAUAUGCCUGAUGACUAUGUGGUUCGUCGCCGUGAAAUUGGAAACGAGAUGAUGAUGAUCAAUCUCGGGUACUGUAAGCUGUCGAAACCGAGAAAGCGUCUGGCCGAUGCCGUUGAUAUUGUCCAGCAUGAAAGCUCUCCAGUAAGUGGUAGGCCUGUCCUGGCUCGGCAAAAUACUGCAACUGACAGCGAGUUAGAAUGCUAUGACGGUAGCGACGAUGAAAACAGCGAGUGGGACGAGGAAAUGUCCGAAGAUGAUUCGGAGGACGAAUUGGCAAUCCAGCCGCGCCGUGCUACUCUAAAUGGCCGCGGAUCUGCCUUUGACCUCCUUAUUAGGAAGCAAAACUCUCAAAAGAAAUUUGACCCCUCUCAACCACGGCGAAGUAGUAAUCCCAGUAGUGCACGUAUAAAGCAAGAGCCGACAUUCGUCUACCUUAAGCCAGGUCAAGCAUUUGGUGAGAUGAGUCUGCUUAUGAACUACAAGCGACAAGCUAGUGUCCGUGCUGUCACGUUCAUGGAGAUGUGCGUUCUAGACCGCAAAACGUUUCAGCAGAUUAUUUCACGCUACCCAGAAGAUCGACGCAAUGUUUUGACAAAAAUGCUCGAGAAUUGCAUCGAGAAGAAAGAGAUUCCAUUACCUUGGGAGAAUAUCAUCGAAGCUGUGACUGCAAAUCGUCGUAAAAAAGGGUAUAAAGACACCUCUCGAGCCAAUGUGGUUGCGACGAUAACUUCAGCUGAGGCAGCUAAAGUCUUGGUCAAGGCGAUCGAUGUCAAUGUGCCGGACGAAUCCAUCAAGUACGGCUUUCAGAGCUUUGAUCACGCUUUUGUUGACGAUUCCUCAAUUCGCCGAGUGAAUUCUGUACGAGCCAAAAUCCGAGAUACUCUGCAGCGUUCUAACAGUGAAGUCACCAGUCGAGUCAGCUCUUUUCGAUCGAAUUCAAGUCGGAAUUUGACUAUAGACAGCAGUAGAAGUGCAACGUGUGAAUUGAUGGAUCAAGAUACUGAACCGCCGGAGGGAUCAACUAAAAGUGGAGAGAACUCGGAUAAGACGCUAGAAAAUAUCCUUUCGCUUCUCCAGAGGAUGUCAAAGGAUAUUGGUAAAUUACAGCAGGAUAUGAAAGAAGUGAAGAGUCAACAUUGCUAUCAUGACAGGGACUGUGAAGUGCUAGGAUAUAUUCGAUCCUUAUCGGCUAACGUGAAGUACACACCCGAUAGUAUCGAAACAGUCAAGAUGAAGAGUGAAACUGCGGCAGAAUCGUUCGAUCACGUAGAGCUUCAUUCUAAAGUAUUUCCAGCCGAAUCGUUAAAACCCAGCGCCCCUCCCGUGGUAUCAGCAAGUCUCGAAUAUGAAUCAAGAACCCCCUAUCCCAGUCGCGUUGACGAUAAUACUACCGCAGGAGAUCGAACACCGGAUAAUGCUUCUCAACGGGUGCAUGUUACGUCAGUCCACAAGUCUGUUAUCCCCACCGAAAGCAAGCGGCUGUUGCGAAGUCCUCACUAUGAGCGUCGUCACGCUAGUCUUUCUAAGCGUCGGAGCUCGGGGCGGUCGUCACCUCUUGCUGAUCUGCUGUGGAAGCGAAAUCACGCAUACAAUGACCAGGCAAGAGACUCGGCCAAGGCAAGCAGACGUCAGCGCCAGCUCAAAACGCGACACAGCAUGCCGGCGGGUGUUGUGGCUGAUAUAACACAAACUGAAACAAACGUAACACAGCCACAUGAAGGUAUGUUUGGCAUCUCCACCGAUAACGACACUGCAACACAGCAACCUAAGCGCCAUCGUGGUUAUGCACAUUUCGGCCGAGUUUCUUCAAACAUGGAUCCGCGAUUUCUCAAGAUCGAUGAGUAGCCUCGCUGUAGUCUUUAGAGUGGUAGUUAUAAGGCUUGAUCGCAUCAGCGUCACCGGAUCUGGGCAUCAUCAUUAACCGGUAUCAGAGGCAAUGUCCACCAUUGUGAUCGGACACACAGGAUAACAAACCGUAGGAAAGAUCACUAGUCUUGCCAG